Molecule: messenger RNA, 3534 nt
Organism: Parnassius mnemosyne (clouded apollo)
Lineage: Eukaryota; Metazoa; Arthropoda; Insecta; Lepidoptera; Papilionidae
Source: the annotation of a GenBank genome assembly
GGUCGAUCAUCAUUGGGACACCCUUUUCUAAUGUUGCCAGCAGUUCCAUUAAGUUGUAACCAGUCUCUGCAGAAUAUUCCCUAUUGGUGACCUCUCCGACUGAGGUUGGUGUUGGCAAACCAUAUUCACAGAGUGAUUUACCGCUUACUGCUGUUAAGUCUUCCUGAAGAGCUAAUAAGCACAGAUUUAUGGCAAGAUUACGGAAAUUAUCAUUAGUUGCGCCUUCAUCAUUGUGAGAUAUAUUCCAAAGAAAGUCUUUCUUUACAUUAGAAAUUUUUCUUUAUAUUUUUCCCAUAAUUGUAUAGCAUCUGACAAAUUAUAAAAUGUGAGUUAUGUUACAAAUAAAUGGCGUCACCGUCGUGGAUUAUCACUAACACAGGAUUCUGCUAAAGCGUCAUCCCAAUGCUGAUCAUUUUCAAGCAAACGACGCGCUUGGCAAGCUGCGUGGUAAGUUGGAUAAACAACAUUGUCUAGUUUUCUCAAAUCUAUAAAUGUAGUUGGUCCUCGCACUGUAUGGAAUAAUAAUCGCAAAUAGAAACACUCAGCGUUGUUAGGAUGAACGGUAUACACUCUACCAAGAACAUGUUCUUUGAAAAUACUCGUUGUUUAUCGUAGGUAUAAUACGAUGGAACUUCCUCAUACAAAAGAGAUUUUGCAAAAUUAUCAGUUUGGCAAAGUCGAAAGAAUGCUAAUAAAGUUGUUUGUCUAGGGUUCUCUAAUCGUUCUGUAACAUUUUCGGCGUUGAAAUAUAUACGUUGACCGCCUUCAAGAUGAAAAUCCAGAUGAGUCACAGGUGGAUAUCUUUCGUGAAUGUUGAAACUUAAGAUCCGCCACACAGCUUCUGAAGAGCUGAUAUAUCUGCCUGACUGAAAUCUAGUAACUUCAUCAUGUUCAUUUCUCAACGCAAAUGUAGCUUGGUCACUGCCCUUGUUAAUAUACUUACAAAUAUAUUUUAUUGACUCUACACUAUUACACAUUUCAACAUUUAUGUGAGCUUGAAAUGUUCUAGACAUCACAGGCGAAUACGGAACGACCCACCUAUUAUCUAAAGUAACCUGUUGUCCAGACACUCGCUUUUCAACAGUACAACCACCAUUGUCUCUUGAACGGCGACGAUAUAAUGGGUAUCCAUCAUGUCCUGUUACAGUUUCAUCCACUAAUGCUUUUGGAUAUCUUUUAGUGCAACGACCGUCUUGCAUGCAAGGAGCAUUCCCGUUAAAUGCACCACAUGGACCAUGUAUCAUAUGAGUUUUAACAAUGUCGUAUAACACGGGAUAUGCAAUCGGAUCUGGAAUUUCAGCACUGAUUGAACUGUCUACAUCAUUAGGUCGAACCUUAUCUUUUAACCAAACCAGGAUAUGUGCGUGAGGUCGAACACUCUGAACUCUUCGCAUCAAUCGCUCUCCAGUUUUCGCCAUGCGCUCGAUCAAGCAACACGUGUGCGCAAAAAAAAUACAGGUUUAUUAUAUCUGAACGUGAUCAAAAUAUCAUUAGAGGGUUAGAAAAGUGUGAAUUAGAUUCCGAGGAUGAAAGGGACGUGCCGGAAUUACCAAAUGAAGACUGCAGUGAUGUAGAAGAUGUACCAUUAGACCACGUCAUUGAUGGCGAGUGUCAAUCAGACUCUGAAAUUGAUGUUGAAGAGUUAAAUGAAUAUAACGAUACAAAUGAUCUGCCAGUUGAUGAUGCAUCUUCCGAUGAUGAUGUUCCAUUGUCAAGAUACCGGAACUAUUUCGGAAAAAUCGGUUCCGUUGGUCGUCUCAACCUCCAGUUUCGCGAUCAAGGACUUUCCAACACAACAUCGUUCAGCAACCUCCAGGAUUGAAAAGGAACUUCAGAGAUGUUUUGAACAGUAAUACAACAUCAUCCGAUUUAUGGCAUUUAUUUUUUACUGAUGAUAUGUAGAAGAAAUUGUAAAGCAUACUAACGAAAAAAUUUGAAAGGUAAGACCUAACUAUCAAAACCAGACAUGUGUUCAAGACCUUGACGUAAUUGAGCUGAAGGCUUUUAUCGGUAUGUUGUACUUUACUUCAAUUUUCAAAAAGAACCACACACAUUACACAUGUUGGUACAGCACAGAUGGUACAGGAAGAGAGAUUUAUCGUUGUAUAAUGAGCAAGAACAGGGUCGAAACAUUGCUGAAUUGUCUUCGUUUUGAUGAUGCGAGCACCAGAGAUGAACGCCGUAGCACUGAUAAAGCUGCACCUAUAUCUCAGCUUUUUGAAUAGCUGAUACAAAACUGCAAAGAAGUUUGUUCAAUUGGCAGUUACGCUUGUAUUGACGAGAUGUUGGUGGCUUUCCGUGGGAGGUGCAGCUUCAAAAUGUAUAUGCCGAAAAAACCCAACAAAUAUGGAUUAAAAAUUAUGUGCAUGACUGAUGCCAAAAACGGAUACCUUGUGGAUGCCUACAUAUACUUGGGAAAAGACUCAGAUAGCCAAGGCUUGCCCAUUGAAUACCAAAGACUGAACAAACCCACGCAAGCGGUUUUGCGAUUGGUUGCGUCGAUUGAAGGAACCCACAGAAAUGUAACGACUGAUAACUGGUUCACUUCGGUGGAGCUAAUGAACAUCCUAAUGCAAAAACAGCUGACACUUGUGGGUACCCUUAAAAUAAUAAAAGGAAAUUGAGGAGGUACUUCACCUCCUCAAUUUCUGCCUAGCCGUCAUCGGGAUGUUGGCUCUUCGAUUUUUGGAUUCACGUCAGAUGCAACAUUGCUAUCUUUUGUACCAAAGCAAAACAAAUCCGUGCUUGUUCUUUCCAGCAUACAUCACUCACCAACCAUCGAUCCACAAAAGCAAAAGCCAGAAAUGAUUAUUUUUUAUAAUAGCACCAAAGAUGACGUCGAUACAUUAGAUCAGAAAUGUGCCAUUUACUCAACUUCUCGACGCACACAGCGCUGGCCAAUGGCGGUCUUCUACUUCUGCAGCAAAUGCGUACAUCAUCAGCAGCAUGAACCAAUCUCAGAGAAAGGUGCCCAGACUGAAUUUCAUGAAACAACUGGCUGAAGACCUUAUUACACCCCAUUUACGACGUCGAGCGAACCAGUUUGGAUUGCAAAGGGAACUUCAGAACGCUAUUCACCGGGUUCUCAAAAUAGAUUAAGAACCCAAAACAUCUUCGGCAGACAGCUCUGACAAAUUAGAAACACGCAAAACUUGUUCAACGUGUGACCCAAAGAAGAAACGUAAUACAUUCCAUUUGUGUUUUCAGUGCAAAAAUCCAAUUUGCGUUGAGUGUUCUCAAAAAAUGUGUGUACGCUGCCGCGAGAAAUUGUGAAUGUUAGGGUGAUGUAAUUUUGUAACGAUUGUGAUUUAAUUGUGCCAAUGAUAGUUUUAUAUAAGAUGUUAUAUAUUUAAGUUACUAAAAUAUUUAAAAACUAAGAAGUCUCAUUGAUUGUUAUUGCUUAGAGCUCAGCUUAAUCGGAAAACCUGUAAUUUGUUAAAAUAUUCGUUAGUCAAUUUUUAUUAAUAGUAAUAAGAAGAAGUAUUAAUUUGAAGAUUUUAUUGAAACAAUUUGAAAUAAAAAGAACUGAAUGUU